UGACAGAAGUGGACGUCAUCAAUGACAAAAAGCCAAACAAAAUAACAAUUUCGCGUAGUGUAACUAUUCAGUAUUUGCAGUAAUUUAAUAAUUUUACACUAAAUAAACUUUUAAAACGUUUAAUAUACAACAUCAAAACAUGAGCGAGAAAUCCAGCAAUCCAUACGAUAUGGAUAGUUCCAGUUUCGAUUCGGAUCGCUACUUGCAGAAGCUGUUGAAGGAAUGCUCCCUCAAGCAAAUAAUGGACACCGAGGCGGCCAUCGUCCGCCAGACGCAAACCCUGCAUAGCGACAUGCAAACCCUGGUGUACGAAAACUACAACAAGUUCAUCUCGGCCACGGACACGAUCCGGAAGAUGAAAACCGACUUCAAGAGCAUGGAAACGGAAAUGAAUCUGCUGGUGUCGAACAUGGCCUCGAUAACGGAGUGCAGCGAGAAGAUUACGGACACGCUGCAGGAGACUCGGACCCAGUUGACGAGGCUCUCGGGGAAGCACCAGCUGCUGAAGAAGUUGCAAUUCCUGUCGUCGCUUCCGGCCAAGUUGAAGACGUUGAUCGAAGAGGGGAACUACCAGCAGGCGGUUCAGGAGUAUUCCCAUGCCCAGAAGGUGCUGCAGCAGUACGGCAAUCAGCCGUCGUUUCAGGGCAUUCAGGAGGAUUGCGUGAAGAUCUUGGACGAUUUGAAGCGCUUGCUGAAGCAGGAGUUCCAGAAGACCGGAAAGACGGCCCAAUCGCUGACGGAGAUCGGGGAACUGCUGCUGCAGCUGGAUGAAAAGCCGUCUGCGCUGGCCAAGGAGAUGUUGGAGUGCGCUACGAAGAGACUGCACGAGCAGCUGGUUAUGCUGCAGGAUCAGACCGAUCGGGAUAUGAUCGAGUUUAUCGAUUUGGGGAUCGAGGGAUUCUUGAAUGAUUUGACGUUGGUGAUCAGCUCUUAUAAUGAUAUGUUCCUUGUGAAGCAUAUCGAACAGGAAGUUGAUGAUUUCGAAAUUAUCGCCCGGAUGGAUUUGAAUGAGUUUGUCAAUCGGAACAUCGAUGAGUAUUUGGCUUUGGUGCAGGACCGAGCGGAAGUUGAGAUUGGUCACGGAGAUUCGCAGAUCAUUUUGAGAGGGCUGGAUCGAUUGCACCGAAGAUUGACGGCAAUGAAGUCGUUAUGCAAGGCGUUGGAUAUGAACAAAUCGGGAAUCGAUAUCAUUAUCAACGCUGCUUACUAUUUGUGCAAGUCCCACAUGAAGUCACUGAAGGAUCACUUCUCGGACAAUCUCAGUUCGAUUCGGUUGGCUUUGGUCUCCGCCAAGUCGGACACUUCAUCAUCGUCGUCGAAUUCUACCCAUUCCGGUCUCAAAGAGCUAAUCACGAAUCUGUACGUUUCGACCAUGGAGAAAGUGAAAGGGCUCCUUCAAGAUUUGCUCAUUUUCCUCCAAUCGGAUUGGUCUUUCAAUCUGAAAACUGAUCCCAAGGGAGCUGCAUGCAUCGAAAGCAUCCGAGAGAACCUCCUGGUAGGAUUUUUGCGACACAUUUCCAGCACCAUGAACGCCUUUGGAAGCCUCAACUCCUCCAGCCCACCGACCCUGCUAUUGAUUCUGUCCAAGAUGUGCCUGGAGAUGGACAAAAGCGGAGUUCAUGUCCUAAUCUCACUGGUGGACGAACUCUACGAUAUCGACUCGGAAAACAGCACCACUUUGGUGCACGAAACGGAGCUCUGCUCGGAAAUGCGUGACUCGGCUCAGCAUCUCCUGGAUUCGUACGUUCGCCUCCAAGGGCUGAAUCUGUCGCAGAUGCUUCGUAAAAGUGUCGAAACGCGAGACUGGCUCAACUGCUUGGAACCCCGUUCGGUUCGAGCGGUCAUGAAGCGCGUCGUGGAAGAACUGGCCGCCAUUGACCUUGUGCUCGGCGAACUGUACGACACCAGCGAGUUGCGCACGGCAGCCAGCAGCGAUUCCAGCCGGAAAACCCAUUUCAGUUUGACCGCAUCGAAACAGUCCCAGUAUCGGUCCACGUGGUCCACCUACACGCCUUCGCAGAUGGACAGCAGCUUCGUGUCCAACAUCCAUCGACUGUUCUCGGAGAAGAUCGAAAUCUUCAGUUCGGUCGAGUUCUCCAAGGUUUCGAUCAUAACCGGAAUCAUAAAGAUCUGCCUGAAGACGCUUCUGGAGUGCGUUCGGCUGAGGACAUUCAGCAAGUAUGGGUUGCAGCAAAUUCAGGUGGACGCACAUUAUCUGCAGAUGAAUCUGUGGAGGUUUGUGACGGAUGAGAAUUUGAUUCACGUUCUGCUGGAUGAAAUACUUGGAUCUGCGGUUCUGCGAUGCCUGGAGCCGAUCCUCAUGGAGCCAAAUGCCGUUGAAAUCAUCUGUGAAAGGAACUAGAAGGGUAAGUUGAUGUUGAAACAUUCCAAUUUUAAUCGUACUUAUUUAUGUAUUGUAGAAACUAUAUUGUGUUAAUCGACAAAAAUUUUGCGUAGCAACUAUGGAAA
This is a messenger RNA of Aedes aegypti (yellow fever mosquito), 2469 nucleotides long. RefSeq names its product vacuolar protein sorting-associated protein 51 homolog (gene Vps51). The coding region runs from base 140 to 2362 and encodes 740 amino acids. The transcript is spliced from 3 exons. The record is from RefSeq and is a predicted model, not a curated record. Gene Ontology annotation, biological process: retrograde transport, endosome to Golgi; Golgi organization; lysosomal transport. Gene Ontology annotation, cellular component: EARP complex; GARP complex; membrane. Lineage: Eukaryota; Metazoa; Arthropoda; Insecta; Diptera; Culicidae.